This is a messenger RNA of Micromonas pusilla CCMP1545, 558 nucleotides long. RefSeq lists its product as uncharacterized. The record is from RefSeq and is a predicted model, not a curated record. The coding region runs from base 1 to 558 and encodes 185 amino acids. The transcript has a single exon. Lineage: Eukaryota; Viridiplantae; Chlorophyta; Mamiellophyceae; Mamiellales; Mamiellaceae.
AUGUCGUACCACGACACGUCGGACGAAGAGGGCGAGAUCGUGGCCGCGCCCGCGCCCGCGCCCGCGACCGACGUCGCGGGCAAGCGGCGCGGACGAAGCCGGAGCGGAUCCCCCCCGCGGCAUCAGAGCAAACGCGCGGCGCGGAUGGACGAUCCGUCGUCCUACCGCGACGACGACAGAGACAGAGACAGAGACAGGGACAGAGACAGGGACAGGGAAAGAGACAGGGACAGGGACAGAGACCGCGACCGCGAUCGACGGCGCGGGGACAGCCGGGACCGCGACCGGGAUCGGAGGGACCGCGAGCGGCGAGAUCCCGGAGAUCGCGACCGCGACCGCGACCGCCGCGCGGACCCCCGCGACAGCGCCCGCGGCGGGGAGCGAGGACGAGAGAAGCCGCGCGAGCAAGACCCGCGGGACAGCCACAAGCCCGGGACCGCGCGCAAGGUGGUCGUCGUCAAGCGCGGCGGGAACGAGGCGCGGAGGGACGACGACCGAGAUCGGGAUCGAGACCGAGAUCGAGAUCGAGGUGCGUUCUAUACACUAGUCCCCAUAUGA